AUGUACUUGGGCAAACCGGGUUCUUUGUACAGGCUGGGCAUAGCUACCUUUGUACGGAGGUUGACAAUCAUGCUUGUUUCGUUUGGGUUGCUGUGUCACUUCCCUUUAGGGGAGAUUUACACUUCCCUAUUUGAGGCAGAACUUCAUCCUGUGAUUUUUUGGAUAUGCAUUACGACAAGUACCUCUGCUGGGUUAGAGCAGAUUCUGCCAUGGAUGUUCUAUCAUAAAGCUAUUGGGGUUUCAACCUUUUUUCUUUUUGUGGAAGGAAGGGCUGCAUCUCCUAGUGUAUCCAAAGUCCUGGAAUCUAUUCCAGGAGUAAAAGUAAUAUACAGAACAAGAGAUCUAGAAGAGCAACAAGCAAAGAGCCGGAUCUGGAAUGAGACGUGGCUGUCAAGUUUCUUUUACAAACCAUGCAACUACGAGCUUUUUGUGAAGCAAUCUCUUAAUAUGGAGAUGGCUAUUGUCAUGGCAAGGGAUUCUGGAAUGGACUGGAUAAUUCAUCUGGAUACUGAUGAAUUGUUACACCCGGCCGGUGCUCGGGAGUAUUCCUUGAGUCGGUUGCUGCUUGAUGUGCCAAAGAAUGUGGAUAUGGAGAGUAGUGUUGAAAGUGACAACAUCAAGGAACCUUUCACCGAG
Molecule: messenger RNA, 636 nt
Organism: Ilex paraguariensis (yerba mate)
Lineage: Eukaryota; Viridiplantae; Streptophyta; Magnoliopsida; Aquifoliales; Aquifoliaceae
Source: the annotation of a GenBank genome assembly